Molecule: messenger RNA, 717 nt
Organism: Naegleria gruberi
Lineage: Eukaryota; Heterolobosea; Eutetramitea; Acrasida; Naegleriidae
Exons: 1
Coding region: 1-717 (238 amino acids)
Molecular function (GO): pyridoxal phosphate binding; molybdenum ion binding; catalytic activity
Source: RefSeq, a predicted model, not a curated record
AUGAAUAAUAGAAUUGUAAUUUUAAAAUUAAAUGAUAAUGAUAAUAAUAAUUAUGAAACUAUUGAAUUUAAAAUAGAUGAAUAUCCAAUACAAUCACUUGAAAAUAAAAUAUGUGGAAGAGAACAUGAUUCACUUGUUUAUGGAAAUGAUGUUAAUGAAAAACUUUCUAAUUUUUUAGGAAUUUCAGUUAAAGUUAUAAGAAGAAAACCUUUUAAUAAUAAUAAUAUUAAUAUUAAUAAUAAUUUAAAUAAUUCAAAUAAUUCUAAAAAUAUUGAAUUAAAUAAUUUAAAUAAUUGUAAAAAUCAAUCAUCAUAUUCAAAUGAAGGUAAUAAGGGAUUAUUUUUAGUAUUAAAUAAAUCAUCAUUAAUAGAUUUAAAUAAAAGAUUAGGAUUGAAUGAUAUAACAAAUAUAGAAUGGUUAAUAGAUAGAAUGAGACCAAAUAUAGUAAUUGAAGGAUUAGAAGAAUAUGAAGAAGAUGAAAUUAAAUCUAUUUAUAUUAAUAAUAUUCCCUUUCAAAUUAAUUCACAAUGUUCACGUUGUACAAUGAUUUGUAUAAAUCCAAAUACUUUAAUACAAGAAGAAGAACCUUUAAGAACUUUAUAUUCUUAUAGAAGAUUUGGAAAUGGUGUUUUAUUUGGUGUUUAUGCUAGUCCAUUCACCACCACAAAUCAAUAUUCAAUUCAAUUAAAUUUUAAUAAUACUAAUAAUAAUGAAUAA